AUGUCUCUGGAACAGUCGAUGACCUACCGUGGCGCCAUGCUGAAUAUUCAUCGGUACCGACUGCGGGCCUCCUCCUGCCCGGACAUCUACCGAAACUCCAUGAUCACCAUCCUGUCUGAGGAUGAGGACGAGGGCUGUUGGAGCUGCGUGCGGGACGUGCUGCGCGUGCUGCAGAAGAUGCUGGACGUCUCUUUCUUCCGAUUGCCGGCAUUCACGCUGUUUGCGCUCUCCAACUUCGUGUUGUACAUGUUCUACGACGUGCCGUACGUGUACCUGGCCGACCACGCCAUCAGUGGCGGCGCCACCGACGAAGAGGCCAGCGUCCUCAUCUCCGUCAUCGGCAUCAGCAACGUGGUCGGCGUGCUGCUGAUCGGCUACGUCGGGGACCGGCCGUGGGCGUCGAGCACGGCCCUCUACGUGGCGUGCAUGCUGGGCUGCGGCGUCGCCACGCUGCUGCUGCCCUCGUGCCCCAGCUACUCCGCCCUUGUAGCCGUGAGUGACCUGGGAGCGGGCGCGUCGAAGCUGGGGCAGGGUGCGUCGAAGCUGGGGCAGGGCGCGUCGAAGCUGGGUCAAGGGUGCGUCGACGAAGCUGGGGCAUGGGUGCUGAUCGACUUCGUCGCCGCCUGUGUUUCAGCUGCUCAUCGGCUGCUGAUCGGCUACGUCGGGGACCGGCCGUGGGCGUCGAGCACGGCCCUCUACGUGGCGUGCAUGCUGGGCUGCGGCGUCGCCACGCUGCUGCUGCCCUCGUGCCCCAGCUACUCCGCCCUUGUAGCCGCGUCGGCCGUGUUCGGGUUCUGCAUAUCGGCGAACUAUACUCUGGCGCCUACCAUUCUGGUGAGCCUGAUCAGCAUCGAGAACUUCACCAACGCCUACGGCAUCCUGCUGCUGGCUCAGGGCCUGGCCAACCUGGUCGGACCUCCUCUCUGCGGCAUGCUGCGCGACCUGACGGGUAACUAUGAGCUGACCUUCCACGCGGCGGGCACGGCGCUGGUGCUGUCCGGUCUCAUGCUGUGCCUCGUGCAGGCCAGCCGCGCCAGUCGUCGCGUCUUGCAGCGGAUCUCAUCGUCGGAGAGUGCGCCGCAGAGGAUCUGAGGCCGCCGCCGCGUCCUGCAGCGGAUCUCCUCGUCAGAGAAAGCGCCGCAGAGGAUCUGAGGCCACCGCCGCGUCCUGCAGCGGAUCUCGUCAGAGAGCAGACCGCAGUGGAUCUGAGGCCGCCGCCGCGGCGUCCUGCAGCGGAUCUCCUCGUCAGAGAACGGACCGCAGAGGAUCUGAGGCCGCCGCCGCCGUGUCCUGCAGCGGAUCUCCUCGUCAGAGAGUGCGCCGCAGAGGAUCUGAGGCCGCCGCCGCGUCCUGCGGCGGAUCUCGUCAGAGAGUGCGCCGCAGAGGAUCUGAGGCCGCCGCCGCGUCCUGCAGCGGAUCUCGUCAGAGAACAGACCGCAGAGGAUCUGAGGCCGCCGCUGCGGCGUCCUGCAGCGGAUCUCCUCGUCAGAGAGUGCGCCGCAGAGGAUCUGAGGCCGCCGCUGCGUCUUGCAUCCAACCACGGGUGCUCUAAUCGUACCCUUCAGCGUGUUACCUGCGCAGAGAGCGGGAUGCGGUCAUGUUGAGGUCAAGAAUUAUCCUCUGCUGCGGGCCGUAGAUGGUCUGAAGCAAGUCGUCAUGCUCAGCAGCGGGUCAUCUGCGCAGAUAGCGGGGCAUGGACGGUCCGCUGUCACUGGCCGUGAUCUGCAGCUAGUCUGCUAAGCCGACGCACUCACGGGCGCUUCUAGUCAUGCGGCGGAGUCGAUAAAGUUUCACAGAUGAUGUGAGGUUAGCCGGGAUCGCGUAGAACGCGCCAGGUCAAGGUCGCUGCAAGGUCAAUCGAUACAGCGCGGGGUGUGGCGUAUACUUGAUGCCAACCAGCGGCACUCGCCAGAUCCGUCCCGGGAGUGAAGACUAAAAACGCAGUCAGGACAAAACGCGGCAGGACAAUGGGCGGCUAGGCAAGCUUUAGUUUUUCAUCCUCUGCAGUGCCCGUGUCCGGCUGGGCACGGCACUUUGCUCGGAGCCAUUGCGUCGGUGCGCUUGUCAGAAUCCAUUCACGGUCAGUCAUGUCGGCUUGAGAUCAGUCGUAUUACGCUGGUGAUUUCGAUAUCGCGAUACUUCCGAAGCACUCGCCAGUGGGAACCGCAACGGUACACCGCCACAGCCAACGUCACUGCUAUCCGGCUCGCCACGACCUCUGUGUUUCGGCGCCCGAGGCGGGCGCCGGGUCAGCGCAGGCAGCAGUCAACCGACCCGUCGUCGUGUGAGACGGGUCGUCGUGCUGCGGGCGAACACUCGGCGGGCGGCGGGAUGUGAGAGGCUGGGGCUGGUCUGGCUUCUGCAGCGGCUUGCAAUGACGCGCGGACACACCGUCAGGCUCCUGGAGACUCCCGUGAUAGGCGUGCAUGCGUACGCGCGUGUGUGCUCCACCCCACCGUAGGCCCGCCCGCCUUCUGUGCAGCCGUCUGGACGGGUUAGAGGGAGAGAACCAUGGCUUAUCUUCAGCUGCAGGCGGUCCUGUCUGACCGCGCGCCUCGAUGAUUCGGCUUCGGCUUGUUUACGCCGCCCGCCGGCCGGCCAGCGCCGCAGGGGUCGUUCGCAGCCCUCAGAAACCGCCGCGCCAGCUGUUGCUGAACCCCCGCGCGCGCUCGGUGACACAGCUGGCACCUGGGUCGAUCGCGUGCCUCCUCCUCUUCCCCUUCCCCUCUCUUUUGCUUCCCACUUCUGCCUUUGAGCGGAGUGACGGGGGGUUGUGGGCUGACGCUGACGGCAAGGGGUUCUUCGAUGGAAACAGCUGCUAUUUUUACUUAACGCGCUAAACGCGGCUGACACCAGGAGUGGCGCCACCGCCCAUUUUUCAACACGCUCUCUGUUGCCCGGAAAAUGACAUGAUGGACGCAUUAUGUGGCUGCAUGCUGUCAGAUAGAUGUUUCAUAUCGCUAAAUUCAGCUACAGACCUUUCUGGGAUCAUGGAGGGUCCGGUGCAUGCCGACGACUAAUGUUGCGGUGAUGGCUGUUCAGUCACGCGUUGGUUUAAACUUAAACUGAACGAAAGGCUCCCCUUGUUUGCAUUGACAAGUGGGCAUCGGCAUUGCCACUCUGGAAGUUUAUAGGUUAGUCGCAAAUACGGCAAGAGAGGCAGUGGUAAUUGCCCCAUGUUUUUGGUAGCACUCGCAGCUAUUCGCGCACGGGGGUGUUGCUCAUUUCAUUUCGAUGGUUUCAUGUGUGCUCUUUCCAUCACAGGUCCGCUUGGACGAGUGUAUGUGUAUGUGCUCCUUGCCGACAGUGCUACGGGUUGUGAAUGUGCUCCGUGCCCACAGUGUGCUACGGCAUGGAGUGCCCCGUAGAUCUCACGUUUUUCCAUGGCAUCUAAUACGAGCUUCGGCUACCUGCCGAUUUGCCUGGCAGCUGGGUCUCCAUUCGCUGGCAGCUGCCCGUUGUAGCCUGACUCAGCUUAGCACGAGCCUCGCCUAUGGUGCGGCUUGGCAUUGUCAAACAUCGAUUGCGGCUCUUCUCGUUGCCUUCCGCAAUGUAGCUGUCGGCCAGUAGUCCCUUCAGCAAUCCAGACUCCGUAUAGUGUUCGUUCAGGCGCCGUAAGAUUAGCGAAAGUCUAGUGCAUCGUGAAUAUUUCUUGCACGUUUUCGAAGAGCGUUUGCUACGUGCGCAAGGCUUCACGUGCAUUUCUUUUGGAGCCGAUCGGCAUCACAGCGUGCACGUGUUUGCAGCACGUGUCCACGUGUGCACCACAGCUGCGUGCGUGUGGCAUUGCCCCGAGAUAUUUGGCUCGGUGAUGUGACCCGUAAGUGACCGGAUGUCCACUCAGCUGGCGUCCGUCCGUCAGAUAGGGGAUUGUGGGGGCUGGUGACAUAUUGGAAUUGUCUCAGUGGCGUGCCACGCGCGCCUGGUUUGUCUCAGUGCUGCGCCGUGCUCACCAGAAAUGUCCUGGUGGCGGUGCGCUGUGUCGUUUCUAGAACAAGUGCCUGUGCCAGUGAGCGAUUUAUGUCUGGAGAAAUGCAUCUCGAACAUUC
Pollicipes pollicipes is the source of this 4049-nucleotide messenger RNA. RefSeq names its product monocarboxylate transporter 12. The coding region runs from base 1 to 1092 and encodes 363 amino acids. Gene Ontology annotation, molecular function: monocarboxylic acid transmembrane transporter activity. Lineage: Eukaryota; Metazoa; Arthropoda; Thecostraca; Pollicipedomorpha; Pollicipedidae. The record is from RefSeq and is a predicted model, not a curated record. Gene Ontology annotation, biological process: monocarboxylic acid transport; transmembrane transport. The transcript is spliced from 8 exons.